UGCUUUCACAAAUUGUAAACAGUUAGGAAGUUGCGCACGAGGAAUCCUCUUUAAUCCCAGACACAUGACGGUCCAACCGAAUGUUGGCAACUUUCCUCACAGUGACAAAACAUUUUUGUAAAGAAUAUUUAAUAGAAUUGAGCUCGGGAUAAGUGUUAUGCCGUCGCCAUUUACGCGUACUGGAAUGGAUGAAGGUGAGCGGCACACAGGAAUGGCGUCUGCGCACAUCUGGGGGAGACUUUAAUCAAACAUAUAAUCAUUCUGUGGUGUUAUCUCUCUAUAAGCAAAAGCAGUGUGUGUGGUUGAUCAUUUUCUCCCUCACAUUCAAAUAAUAAAGACAAAGAGGGGUUGUUUUGACGCAUAAAGGUCGAGGACGCGGCGGGAGUCGUGAGCAGGAGACUGACUCCAACUGCUGCACCCUGUUUAAAACUGGCUUCUAUUUACCUUUUACAUAAUAAUUCCUUCUUUUCCGUAAUCCAUUAUUAUGAAAGGCAGUGUUUGGAGUGUAACGACACAGAAAAACUGCGAGGUGAUGUUGCGUUUUUACGCACCAAAAUGCGCAAAAUGAUCCAAAUCAGAGAAGACCAGCUCGUGGCUUUGGUGAAUUUGAUAACCUCACUUCGCUGCAUUUUUCUCCAUUUAAUUAUGCGCUGCUGUUUACCGUCCCUUUUUUGCAUAGUGCGGUCACGUGUCGGCGCCCUGACCAAUCGGAGCGCGAGCUCGGCGCUCUUGUGGCGCGUCAGAGUGGCUUUACUCUCUGAGAAGCAGUGCGUCCUUUUUUCAGUCUGUGGGCUUUUUAAAAAAGAGCCAGAAGCUUCAAUGUUGGAUGCCGUGCUAUGACAACGUCACUGCUCCUCCGUCCUCGCUGGGUCGACCCGUCGGUGAUGUUCCUGUACGACAACGGCGGCGGUUCCGACGAAGUGAGCAAGAACAUGGAGGGUUUUGCUGGUGGCAACUUUGCUGCGAACCAGUGCAGGAAUCUGAUGGCUCACCCCGCGUCCCUGGCACCCAGCACGGCGUACUCGUCCAGCGACGUGCCCGCCCCCGGCAUGGGGGAGCCGGUGAAGCAGUGCAGCCCCUGCUCUGCAGCUCCCAAUUCCUCCAGCGCGUCCCUUCCGUACGGCUACUUCGGUUACCCGUGCAGAAUGUCGCAUCACAGCAGCAUUAAGUCAUGUGCAGCACCGUCCGCGCCCGCCUAUGGAGAGAAGUACGUGGACACGUCCACCUCGGGCGACGAAUUCACCCCUCGAGCGAAGGAAUUUACUUUUUAUCCAACUUACACUUCGAGUCCAUACCAACCUGUUCCGAGUUACCUGGACGUUCCCGUGGUGCCAACGAUCAGUGCGCCGUCAGAGACCAGGCACGAACCCCUCCUGCCCAUGGAGAGCUAUCAGCCAUGGACUCUCGCUUCCAACGGCUGGAACAGCCCGGUUUACUGCGCCAAGGAGCAGCCUCAGCCCGCACACGUGUGGAAAUCCUCCAUAUCAGACGCCGCGUCGCACAUCGGAGGAGAGUCUGGCUCUUAUCGCCGUGGAAGGAAGAAGCGCGUGCCAUACACCAAGGUGCAACUGAAGGAGCUCGAGCGCGAGUACGCCGCCAAUAAAUUUAUCACAAAGGACAAAAGGAGGAGGAUAUCCGCGCAGACCAACCUGUCUGAGCGACAGGUCACGAUAUGGUUCCAAAACAGACGCGUGAAGGAGAAGAAAGUUGUCAACAAACUGAAAACCAUCAGCUAGUUGAUCAUUUUUUGGACAAAAAUGGAAGAUGCAUUUAAGUUCGGGACAACAUGACUGAUUCGAUGAUCUCCAGGAGCCUCUGGAACAAACAUUUCGGGGUGCUGAAGGCCGGGCCCUCCACGAUCCUGCCAUUUGUUAAUAGUUUGAAGCAACAGGAAAAAAUAGCAGCAUUUCGUGUGACUUAUCCUUUUAUUCUAUUUUAUUUUGGCAUGCACAGAGUCAGCAGAAUGGACCCCUGCGUCAUAAAGGUGCGCGUCACAGAGAAACACCUUUUUUCCCCCUUUCACAAGAGUUAUAAAUGGAAGAUUCAAGGGGAAGUUUGGGAUUUGGGACCUUGGAAUGUUAAAUAUUAUCCAAACCCUGCUUCCUUUUAGGACCUCCUCACGUGCUUAGCUGUAUCAUCCUUAGUCUUAUCAUUCAAAUCGUGCUCCCAGGGAUCUCCAACAUGGUGGACGUCCUGCUUGUAAUCCAGUGGGAGAUGUGCGCAUGUCAAUCAUAGCUUUUAUAAUGUGUGCGUAUUCAUGUGGUUGUAUAUAAAUAUAAAAAGUAAAUUCAGGCAUGUGCUUGACUGCAGUAUAUCCGUGUUAAAGUCCGCUCCAAUAAAACAUGGACUUGGUUGAAUUUUA
Oryzias melastigma (Indian medaka) is the source of this 2362-nucleotide messenger RNA. RefSeq names its product homeobox A13a (gene hoxa13a). Gene Ontology annotation, molecular function: RNA polymerase II cis-regulatory region sequence-specific DNA binding; DNA-binding transcription factor activity, RNA polymerase II-specific. NCBI's taxonomy places the organism in Eukaryota, Metazoa, Chordata, Actinopteri, Beloniformes, Adrianichthyidae. The transcript is spliced from 2 exons. The record is from RefSeq and is a predicted model, not a curated record. The coding region runs from base 837 to 1736 and encodes 299 amino acids. Gene Ontology annotation, biological process: regulation of transcription by RNA polymerase II.